Larimichthys crocea (large yellow croaker) is the source of this 1530-nucleotide messenger RNA. RefSeq names its product tetratricopeptide repeat domain 1 (gene ttc1). The transcript has 9 exons. Gene Ontology annotation, molecular function: protein binding. The record is from RefSeq and is a predicted model, not a curated record. NCBI's taxonomy places the organism in Eukaryota, Metazoa, Chordata, Actinopteri, Sciaenidae. The coding region runs from base 319 to 1431 and encodes 370 amino acids.
ACGCGGAUGACGUCACGGCGACCUGUGACGUGUCAGGCGGUUGACAACAUAUCCGGUGUUGACUGUCGGUCUGUGUUCGCAGUUGUCUGUUUAUGAGCGUUGUCAUAGCAGGUUUAAGUGUCAAUAUAAAGACACAGAUCAACUUAGAAGUCUGUUUGGAAACCUGCUUAUUUAACAUCACAGCUGGGAGCUUCUAGAUCUGACGCAGAGGAGUGCUUUAUUAGCUCUGGUGGGCGAGCAGCUUUCUCAGUGCUGAUAGGCUGUUAGUCGUGACGUGUGACCAAUCAGAGCACAUCUACAUGCACAGAGAGCUCUAACAUGAGCAGCCAAGGAGGUGAGGAGAGAUGCAGCCAAGAAGCUGGAAAACCGAGAGAACAGGAGCAACAGGAGGAGGAGGAGAACUUCUAUGACUGUGAGGAGACCUUCUAUGACUGUGAGAAGACCGUGGAACCUUCAGAGAGAAGAGGGAUGAAGGAGAAGAAAGAGGAUGAAGAGAGCCGACAGGAUAAAAGCGUGUCAGAGGACUUUCACGUUAAAAUGAACAAAUUGACUGAUAGCAAAGACGUCACAGAUAGUGAGGGAGGAGGACAGGAGGAGGCGCAGGGUGACAAGCCACAGGAGGAGAAGCAGGGUGACAGGAUGCAGGAAGUGAAGCAGGACGACAGGCUGCAGGAUGAGGUCCAAAGUGACAGGCUGCAAGAAGAUGUGCAAGACGAUAGUCAGCAGGAGGGGGCACAAGGUGACAGCCCGCAGGAGGGGGCGCAAGGUGACAGCCUGCAGGAUGAUUCAGAAUUUAAGGAGGAGAAGAGUCAGGAGGUCGAGUUUGAUGAUGACUACCUGAGAGAGGUGGAAAAGGAGCUGACAGAGGAGGAGAAGGAGAGCCGAAAACAGCAAAGUUUAACUCUGAAAGAACAAGGCAACAAACUGUUUAAAGCUGGAGACUGGUUGGAGGCGGAGCGAAGCUACAAGGAGGCGUUGGUUUUAUGUCCAGUUUGUUUCAGCAAAGAGAGAGCCGUGCUGUUCUCAAACAGAGCUGCUGCAAGACUGCACCUGGAUAUGAAGGAUCAGGCGAUCACAGACUGCACUAGAGCGAUAGAGCUGAAUCCAGACUACGUGCGAGCGCUGCUAAGAAGGGCAGAGCUUUACGAGCAGACGGAUAAGCUGGACGAGGCUCUGGAGGACUACAAGAAGGUCCUGGAACUAGACCCAAACCUGACCAGUGCCAGACAGGCCUGCAUGAGGCUGCCUCAGCAGAUUCACGAAAGAAAUGAGAAGUUGAAGGAGGAGAUGAUGAGUAAACUAAAGGAUCUGGGAAACGUUUUCCUGAGACCUUUCGGACUUUCCACCAGCAACUUCCAAGUGAACCAGGAUGCAAACACCGGCUCCUACUCCAUCAACUUCGUCCAGAACCCAAACAACAACAACAGAUGACAUCACAGCCGUACAGUCAUAACAUCACAGUACAGUAACAUGUAGAUCAACCUGUGUGUAUUCAAAGGAGAAUAAAAGCUGACCAAUUUGUUUCCUGUC